Miniopterus natalensis is the source of this 888-nucleotide messenger RNA. RefSeq names its product mex-3 RNA binding family member D (gene MEX3D). NCBI's taxonomy places the organism in Eukaryota, Metazoa, Chordata, Mammalia, Chiroptera, Miniopteridae. The record is from RefSeq and is a predicted model, not a curated record. Gene Ontology annotation, molecular function: RNA binding.
CCCCCGCCUCGGCCGUCGCCGCCCGAUGUGUUCGUGGGCUUCACGCCCCACCCCGCGGCCCUGGGCCCCCCGACGCUACUGGCGGAGCAGAUGAGUGUGAUUGGCAGCCGCAAGAAGAGCGUGAACAUGACCGAGUGCGUGCCGGUACCCAGCUCCGAGCACGUCGCCGAGAUCGUGGGUCGCCAGGGGUGCAAAAUCAAGGCUCUGCGUGCCAAGACGAACACAUACAUCAAGACGCCGGUGCGUGGAGAGGAGCCUGUCUUCAUCGUAACUGGCCGCCAGGAGGACGUGGAGAUGGCCAAGCGUGAGAUCCUGUCUGCAGCCGAGCAUUUCUCUGUGAUCCGUGCUACGCGCAGCAAGGCUGGUGGGCUUCCUGGCACGGCGCAGGGCCCACCCAACCUGCCGGGACAGACAACCAUCCAGGUGCGUGUGCCCUACCGAGUGGUGGGGCUUGUAGUGGGGCCCAAGGGCGCCACCAUCAAGCGCAUCCAGCAGCGGACGCACACGUACAUCGUGACGCCGGGUCGCGACAAGGAGCCCGUGUUUGCCGUGACGGGCAUGCCCGAGAACGUGGACCGGGCCCGCGAGGAGAUCGAGGCGCACAUCACGCUGCGCACCGGCGCCUUCACCGACGCCGGCCCCGACAGCGACUUCCACGCCAACGGCACCGAUGUCUGCCUGGACCUGCUUGGGGCAGCUGCAGGCCUUUGGGCCAAGGCCCCCAACCCUGGGCGGCGGCCCCUCUUGCCCACCGCCAGCCUCCGCGGGGACGGUGCCCUGGGCGCCCCAGGGGGCCCCGAGGCCUUUUACCCGGGCAGCCGGGGAGGACCGCCAGUGCCGGACGCGGGCCCCGCCAGCCCCUAUGGCGGCUCGGGCAACGGAGGAUAA